Cadophora gregata is the source of this 333-nucleotide messenger RNA. RefSeq lists its product as uncharacterized. Lineage: Eukaryota; Fungi; Ascomycota; Leotiomycetes; Helotiales; Ploettnerulaceae. The transcript is spliced from 4 exons. Bases 1 to 333 code for a protein of 110 amino acids. The record is from RefSeq and is a predicted model, not a curated record.
AUGUGCUUCUACGACAAUUAUAUAAUGGCUUGCAGCUGUGGAAAGUGGGGUCAUUUCAGACAACAUUGCUCCAAGGAGUACCGUACUGGAGAGACUUGUGGCAUGAAACUCGUGAUGACCCGAUACUCGAAACCAGAAAAGUGCAAGAUCUGCAUCAAGAUUGACACAAAGAUGCGAAGCAUCCAGAAAGAACAAGACAAGAUUGAUCGCUGGAGACACGAGGACGGCCGCAGCGCUUCCAUCGACAAAGCUGAAGGCAAUAUCGAACAUCUGCGAAGUGAGGUAGAAGGCCUCUGCUACGAGCGUGACCAGAAGAGAAUGUCAUUGAGAUAG